CCUGAAGAAGAUGAUGAGGAGGAGGAGAAGAAGCAGCUGUUUAUCUUCAGUCAGCACGGUUCAUAUGUACCUCAAUAGUCAGCACAGGAUUUACGUGGUUUUCAGCUUGAAAUGGCAAUGAGUCAGUUUCCUUUCUGCGUAAUAGCCUAGAAACGCUAAAGAUUCGGUGUUGCACGUCUGGACCAAAGGCUCCGGUUGUCUUCGUCGCUGUUCUGGUGCUUUACGGUGCAGAAGGAUAUGGUUUUCUCAUCGUCCCAGCAAGUGGUGGUCGCAUUUACAGCGGUGCUGUUUGCGUUUGUGGUGUUCCCUAGAAUGUUCGGCGUAGGAUCCGGAGCGAAGGAAACAAGAGGUUUUGAUGCACGCUACAACAGAAAAGCGGGUCCAGGACCAGGUGCAGUGAGAGGGCAGCUGGUCAACAAGAACACUGCUGGCUCCAUGAGCAAAGCACAGACCCUGGAGAACAUGCAGCAGAUGAAGGUGAUGAUGGAGCAGGAGAUGAAGGGUGACAAAUACAAAACCAACAGCAACAAGGGCUACGUGUUCACGCUGAUGCCGCUCUACGCCAUCGGAGUCGGCCUCUUUGCAGCGUACAAAUUUCUGAAGAUCAAGUCUGCAGAUGACUCCCAAGCCCAAAAGAACAAGGAUGCCAAAGGUCCCAAGAAGUCGGAGGAGACAGAGAAUCAGCUUACAGAGCUGGAGCAGCGGCUCGCGCAAACAGAGAAGAUGCUCAACUCCAUUCUGACCCAACUGGACCCAUUGACAAGUUGUGUCAAGUCUGUGGCCCAGGAACAGAAGAACGAGAUCAUGUCCCAACUCCAGUCCAUCCGCCACUUGAUGAAGAAGAGAGGCAUGGACUGUCCACCCCUUAACAUUGAAGAGCCGCAGUGCGAAAGGAACCUGGAUGACCUCAUCGAGUCUCUGGCAGCCCACGGCCACACCUCGCCAGAGCUGGUUGCUCCUGCGGAAGACUAUCAAAGUGGUGUGGUGAAAGAGGAGCCAGUCCACCAGCAGCACCACCCUGAAUCCAAGGAUGAGCACUCAGUGACCGACGCUGAGGAGGAGGACAUGCCCUCCUUGGAGGAUUCUUGUGAGACAAACAUUGAGGACAUAGGCCGAGCCCAGAACAUUCCAGAAGAAAUGCCUACAACUGGGCUCAGACGACGCAACAGGCUGGAAUGAACAGAAAAAAGGGGGUUGUUUUAAACUGUACAUGAAUAAAGCCAUAUGUGUAUUUUCUCAUUCUUAAGCAGUCUGUUCAGUAAUGCUCUGGCUUUUGGCUCACAGUUGAAUAAGAAAGGGCAGCUAUCAAUGUGAAAGAAUUUUGUCUAAGGUUGUGUGUGAUGAAGGUGAUAUUAUUUUUUUUUCUUCUUGUGUUCCAUCCCUUAAAGCAUAGCAGAUCCCUGGCUAGGCCAAUGUGUAGGGUUAGGACUUACUCCUGACAAAUAAAAUCCCCAGAAGCCUAACUCCAUAUAACAUUUGACUUAGGUCUGGAGGUUUUCCUUGUCAGGCCCCAAGUAUGAGUCCUGAGUUUUCCAUCCUUGAACCAAAUGUUAGUUAGUAUGUAAGGCACCUGUAAAUGUGCUUUCAUCACGUGACUGCUGCUUGGAAACCCUGUAAUUCAUUAUCUGCUGCCAUCUUUUAGAAGCGGUCAUUUCGGCCCUAAAUAUCAAGACCUCAAAGUGUGUUAUGCAAUCUUGCAACUGCCAUCUGUAUGUCAUAGAAUAGUCAAAAUAAAAAUAUGUCAAACAUAGUUAACUAUAAA
Messenger RNA from Oncorhynchus masou masou (cherry salmon), 1762 nucleotides. RefSeq names its product coiled-coil domain containing 107 (gene ccdc107). The record is from RefSeq and is a predicted model, not a curated record. NCBI's taxonomy places the organism in Eukaryota, Metazoa, Chordata, Actinopteri, Salmoniformes, Salmonidae. Gene Ontology annotation, biological process: synaptic transmission, cholinergic; protein localization to cell surface. Gene Ontology annotation, cellular component: intracellular membrane-bounded organelle; neuron projection; neuronal cell body. The transcript is spliced from 6 exons. The coding region runs from base 238 to 1179 and encodes 313 amino acids.